This is a messenger RNA of Neogale vison (American mink), 426 nucleotides long. RefSeq names its product histone H3.1. Lineage: Eukaryota; Metazoa; Chordata; Mammalia; Carnivora; Mustelidae. Gene Ontology annotation, cellular component: nucleosome. Bases 16 to 426 code for a protein of 136 amino acids. Gene Ontology annotation, molecular function: protein heterodimerization activity; DNA binding; structural constituent of chromatin. The transcript has a single exon. The record is from RefSeq and is a predicted model, not a curated record.
UCCUGCGGGCGUGUCAUGGCUCGCACGAAGCAGACGGCGCGCAAGUCGACCGGCGGCAAGGCCCCGCGCAAGCAGCUGGCCACCAAGGCGGCCCGCAAGAGCGCGCCGGCCACGGGCGGCGUGAAGAAGCCGCACCGCUACCGGCCCGGCACGGUGGCCCUGCGCGAGAUCCGGCGCUACCAGAAGUCCACCGAGCUGCUGAUCCGCAAGCUGCCGUUCCAGCGGCUGGUGCGCGAGAUCGCGCAGGACUUCAAGACCGACCUGCGCUUCCAGAGCUCGGCCGUCAUGGCGCUGCAGGAGGCGUGCGAGGCCUACCUGGUGGGGCUCUUCGAGGACACCAACCUCUGCGCCAUCCACGCCAAGCGCGUCACCAUCAUGCCCAAGGACAUCCAGCUGGCGCGCCGCAUCCGCGGCGAGAGGGCGUAA